Messenger RNA from Sorghum bicolor (sorghum), 5443 nucleotides. Its product is annotated as 1-phosphatidylinositol-3-phosphate 5-kinase FAB1B. Gene Ontology annotation, molecular function: ATP binding; 1-phosphatidylinositol-3-phosphate 5-kinase activity. The coding region runs from base 327 to 4859 and encodes 1510 amino acids. The transcript is spliced from 10 exons. Gene Ontology annotation, biological process: phosphatidylinositol phosphate biosynthetic process. Gene Ontology annotation, cellular component: endosome membrane. The record is from RefSeq and is a predicted model, not a curated record. NCBI's taxonomy places the organism in Eukaryota, Viridiplantae, Streptophyta, Magnoliopsida, Poales, Poaceae.
AAUUCGAUAUUUAAUUGAUGCCAAAGACACACGGCAGCCUCUAGCUAGUCUAGUUCUUGGCUAGUAUUUCUUUUCAUCUCUCCCGAUUGUUUGCUCGCCUUCCUUGGUAGCUGCUGCUGGUCACAUUACAAUCAUCCAUAUUGAUGCAUGCGUGCGUGCGUGCUAGUUUGUUUUAGGGGAUUGGAUUGCAGCAUAUGCAUCACUAGACAUAUAUAUAAAAUCGAAUUCAUCACAAGUAAGCUAAGGUUUUCUUAGAGGAUCGGAGAGCGGGAGGGGCACACAAUACCCAACUGCAUGCUGCCGUUUUUUGGAGCUCCAUUAUUACCAUGAUUCUGCUGCACACAAGGCAUGAGGACGAUGCCCUUGCCCAGUUGCCCUUGGUGGUUGGUAAUCCAAAUAAACCACCAUCUGCUGCCAAGCAGGAUGAGGUUGUUCAUAAUAAUCACAUGGACAACGUCGUCGUCGUUACCACUAAAUCAUCUGAUGACGACGACGACGACGCCAUCUGGAUACCGCCUGAUCAGGAGGCAGCUGCAGACAGCAUGGAAUUGGAAGAUGAUGAUGAGCAUGAGCCCACCACCUGUUACGAUGCCAGAACCAGAGCCGGAGGUAGUACAUCCCACUGCACAUCAGAUGAGGAUGACGAAUCCGACGAUGAUGAUGAUGCUACCAGCAGCAGUAUCAGGUGGUGCCAUGAUCAGUCCGCCAACAAUGCCGCCGACAGGGAGGAGCGGCAGAAAGCCAUGCUGAGAGCCAUGAACGGGCAACUCAGGAUGCUCGCCGCUCGCUUUCUAGAGUCGGCUGGCAUUGGCAUUGGCAUUGGCAUUGACACCACCACCAGCAACAGCCGCUGCUGGCUUGACAUUGUCACCUCCCUCUCCUGGGAAGCUGCCCUUGUGAUCAAGCCUGAUGUUGGCACUGCUGUAGGCAACCAAAUGGACCCUUCCUCUUACAUCAAGGUUAAGUGCCUAGCAUCUGGUACACCCCGCCAAUGCGAGGUCGUCAAGGGCUUAGUCUUCAGGAAGAAUGUGGCUCAUAAGCACAUGCUCACCAAGUGUCACAAUCCCAGGCUGCUGCUGCUUAGCGGAGUCCUCGGCCAUUCCCAUGUUGGCUUCUCAUCAUUCAGUUCCAUAGAGCAGGAAAAAGAGCAUCUGGAAAAAUCUGUCUGCAAAAUGAUGGAGAUUUGCCGCCCAAAUGUCAUCAUGGUCGAGAAAACGGUUUCACGAGACAUACAGGAGCUUCUUCUCAGGGAAGGUGUCACUCUAGUGCUUGACAUGAAGCUCAACCGCCUGCAGAGGGCUGCUCGCUAUUCCGGCGCUCCCAUACUCUCGUUUACAGAGGUUCUCAGCAGGCCAAAGCUGAAGCAGUGUGACUACUUCCACGUUGAAAAAGAGACGGAGGAGCACAACAACCUUACCUGCAGCAGCACUGGGGUUGGAAAGAGGCCAUCUAAAACAUUAAUGUUCCUGGAAGGCUUUCACAAGCCACUGGGAUGCACGAUAUUGCUAAGGGGAGCAAAUACUGAAGAACUGAAGAAAAUCAAGCAAGUCAUGAACUACACAGUGUUUGCAGCAUACCGCCUCGUUCUUGAGACGUCCUUCUUCGAAGAUCAGAGACUGAUCUUGAGCAAUAAGAAUUCUUCCAAAGAAGAAGUUUCUGUCACUAGGAAGGCGGGACCACCGUCACUAGGAUCAGUACAGGAAUCUACUGAUGGGGUGCCAGUUACCAUUUCUUCUACAAAUUUCAAUGCUCUAAAUUCACUCGAGAAGAACUUCUCUAAUGAGCUCCGAGAGGGUUCAGUAAUAUAUUAUGAUUCUAAUCAAGCACUCCCUUCUGAAGGACUCGCAUCAGCAGUCCCAGAAUCAUCCAGAAGAUUUAUUGAUAUAUUCCAUUAUCAUAAUAUUUAUUUACCGGUCACUGCUUCUCAAGAGGCAACUGAUCAUCAGAUAGAAGGCAGGCCUCGAUACAAUGAAGGCCUGGCAAGUAACAGUAUCCGUAUCAGCCCAAACGUUGGAGUAGCAAUUGGUUCUGGCGAGAAUGUGGAUCAUUUAAACGAUCCUCAGGAACAGGCACCCUCUGAAACCAAUCAACCAAUGCCAUUGGAUGACCCUUCGGUUAGGGAAAAACAUGAGCAGUCAUUGGAAAAUAUUAAACACAGCACCAGUUACAAUAACGGAGACAAGACAUCUGAUAUAGAUGAGGUGGAUGAUGUCUUGGAGUCUCAGAGCAUACUUAUUUUGCUGUCCAGCCAGUGUAUCACAAAACAGGUUAUCUGCGAGCAGAGCCGUCUAUCCCGUAUAAGAUACUACGGAAAUUUUGAUGUUUCCUUAGGACGCUAUUUGCAAGACAUUUUGCAGAAGCAGAAUCUCAGCUGUUCCUCAUGUGGAGAGCCUCCAGAGGCUCACAUGUAUUCCUACACUCACCGCAACGGGAAUCUGACUGUUCUUGUGAAGCACUUGCUGCCUAAAUAUUGUUUACCUGGUGAAUCAGAAGGAAAGAUUUGGAUGUGGACUAGAUGUCUAAGAUGUGAACAUGAAAAUGGGAUCUCCAGAUCAUCACGAAGGGUGAUAAUGUCAACUGAAGCACACUACCUUUCAUUUGGGAAGUUCCUUGAACUCAGUUUUUCAAGCCACUCAACUGCUAGAAGGCUGUCAAUAUGCGGGCAUUCACUCAAUAGGGAUUGUCUGCGCUUUUUUGGGCUGGGCUCCAAAGUUGCAAUGUUCCAGUAUUCCUCAGUCAAAGUUUACAAUGCCUGCAAACCACAGCCUACUCUUGAGUUUCACAAUCCCAAUAUGCAUGAGUGGUAUGGGCAAGAGGUAAGAAACGUUCUUGCCACAGGAGUUACACUUUUCUCUGAAGUCACAAGCGUACUACAGAAGCUGAAGGAUCAGUUUCCUGAGCUGGCAAUCUAUUGUGGUGCCUUCUUUCCUGUUAAAGACUUUUCCCAGCUUGAAGAGAUGUUGAUUAAAGAGAAGGCUGAGUUCAUGGAUUCUCUAGCAAAGGCUGUUGAUCAAAAUAGGGAAUCAAGCUGUGUGGAUGAUAUCCUCAAUGUAAAUUGGCUCUAUCAGGAUCUUCUGCUGGAACUUUAUGUGUGGGACCACCGGCUGCAUCAACUUCUAGACUGUACAUCUGCUGAAAAUGCAAUAGUGGGAAAUGGCACCUCUGAAUUUACAGGUGACCAAACUGCAGUAGUUGCUGAAGCAGGUGGGAUCGGUGAGCGCAUGAGCAGCAAAGCAUCCUUUGCGAAUAGAUGUAUCGAGCAAGAGAAGUUCAGUGAACCAGGGACGUACAGACAUGCAUCAACCUUGCUUGAUGAUGCAUGGAAUAAGCAUUACAAUGAUCAGCAUAGCACAAAAGUGCCAUCUUCUGGGACCUCAAAUUGCUUGGGCGUUCAGAGCAAUAUUCCGCAACGGUGUGACGGGAGAAAAUGGGUUUGGAACCCACUGAAUGAGUCCAGAUUGGCUUACAGGCAGGAAGUGGAAGCUGGAUGUUUGGAAAGGUUUCAAGUUGUUAACCACUACUGUCCAACUCAUUUAUCUCCCUUACACAAACACAGACAAUCUGCCGAGGAGAUGGGCUCUCCACAUUUCACAGUAGGUCCAGGUGGCAGUAUCCUGUGCGUAUCAGAGGAUGAGAUAUCAAGUAUAAUAUCCCGAGCUCUUGCUAUAUCUGAGGAACGUCGCCACUUACUGAUGGAUGCUAUCGCUGAGAUUGAACCAGCAGAUAUCAGGGGUAGAGAGUAUGCUAAAACAAUGGAGAAGUCUUACAGCUCGGUAUCUGAAAGUUCCUCUGCUGCUUUGUCCUGGUCGUCGUCGUUUGGAUCUUCAGAUUCUGAGGCAAGCAUUUCAUCUGACGACCUGUCCAGCUAUGAUAGCUCACUUCUAUCAUCCUCUCUCCAUCCAGAAAUAUCUGUCAACGGGAGAAUAGCUCUCAAAGGGAAGUACUCAGUCAUCUGUGUACACUCUAACCAGUUCUACAACCUCCGAAAGAAAUGCUGUCCAUCGGAGCUUGCAUAUAUUACUUCCUUGAGCCGUUGCAAGAAGUGGGAUGCUCAAGGCGGAAAGAGCAAGGCAUUCUUUGCAAAAACAAUGGAUGACAGACUCAUCAUAAAGCAAAUAAAGAAGACAGAGUUUGAGUCCUUCAUCAAAUUUGCGCCUGAUUACUUCAAGCAUGUUAACCAUUCUCUGGACACGGGAAGCCAAACUUGCCUUGCCAAAAUCUUAGGAAUAUAUCAGGUCAAGCAAAUAAGACAUGGCAAGGAGAUUAAGAUGGAUCUGAUGGUGAUGGAAAACAUCCUGUUUGGACACAAUGUGUCACGUACAUAUGAUCUGAAAGGCGCCAUAUUUUCGCGAUAUGUCUCAGACUCAAAUGACCAUGGCACCGUCUACUUGGACCAAAACUUUGUGGAUGACAUGCGUGUUUCUCCAAUCUAUAUUUGUGGAAGAGCAAAGCAUCUCUUAGAAAGGGCAAUCUGGAAUGACACGUCUUUUCUCACGUCGAUCAAUGUUAUGGACUACUCUUUGCUGGUUGGAGUGGACAGGCAGAAGCAUGAGCUCGUAUUUGGCAUCAUCGACUACCUGAGGCAGUAUACAUGGGACAAGCAGCUGGAGACAAUGGUGAAAGCGUCUCUGGUGGUGCCCAAGAAUGAAUUGCCAACGGUGAUUUCCCCCAGGGAUUACAAGAAGAGAUUCAGGAAAUUCAUGAGCAAGCACUUCCUGACAGUUCCAGAUGACUGGAGCACGGAGAAUCCACCGUCGGUGUCCUGCAAGUCCUGUGCUCACGCCGGCAACACCACCAAGUUGCCGGGAGUGGUCGAUGAAAAGCCUCAGCAUCCAAGCCCAAUCCUGUCGUGCGCUUAAUUCUCUUCACAUCAAAAACCAAUUUCUUCUGGCUCAUUCUUGAAGGUUGUACAUACAUACAUAGCAGAAGAAGCUGUCAAAGUUUUCAGCUUAUAGAUUAGGCAAAACUUGUUGGAGCCACAAUGUGCUGAGGUCAAUGACCACGGCGCAUGUCUAUGUGUCUGUUUAUCUGUUAUAGUACCAUGCCAAGAGUGCCGGACCGGGCAACAUUGACUCUAGGCGCCUGGCUUUAUUCCUUGCAUGACAGCAUACCGUUCGCACUUAGCAGCCAUGGGCCAUGGCAGCGUUACACGCAGCUUUGGAAAAAUGCUGUAGCAUCUGGUACGCCAACAGAGCAGGCUGUAGCUUUCGAGCAGUGCACAUGAUAAAUUCCCAGGCCAGCAGUCGAAUAUGUAGGAUAAGCAUAGACACCACAGCAAAUCAACCUUCCUAAUAAGGAAUUGAAUUCUGAUACUGGAGACUAAUAUCACAAAUGGAAGGAGGAAAAGAUGCUAUAAGAAGUUCCAAUUUACUAGUCUAUGACCAACCUCACCACACACGCAUGAGUACAUAUAUAAUUCUCUCUUCAAGAAGUGAAGAAACUA